This is a messenger RNA of Culex pipiens pallens (northern house mosquito), 1661 nucleotides long. RefSeq names its product odorant receptor 67c-like. Gene Ontology annotation, biological process: sensory perception of smell; detection of chemical stimulus involved in sensory perception of smell. The transcript has a single exon. Gene Ontology annotation, molecular function: olfactory receptor activity; odorant binding. The record is from RefSeq and is a predicted model, not a curated record. The coding region runs from base 628 to 1641 and encodes 337 amino acids. Gene Ontology annotation, cellular component: plasma membrane. NCBI's taxonomy places the organism in Eukaryota, Metazoa, Arthropoda, Insecta, Diptera, Culicidae.
UCUGAAUUCAUUUCAUUAUUGAUAAAAUCAUGAUUUUAGGUACUUUUGUUGCGGUUAGGAUAUGUUCAGAUGUGUGAAAGUUGAUAAAUUUCUAAAUCUGAAGCUUUUAAGUGCUAAAAAACUGCUUCCUCUGUUCAGACUAAAAGUACCUAUUCGCUCCAAAUGACGGUAUUUGUUUCAAAAUUAUGUCCUUUGUUACCAAAUAGGCAAAUUAGAAAAAAAAGGAAUUUGUUUUUCUGAUUCAACUUCUCUUUUAAUCCAAAUGUAUGCCGAGCCAUCCUAUGUGCGACAAUCACUACUCCUGACCUAAACAAAUAAUUCUAGGUCUAAUGAUUGUUUUGUCGGAAAAUUUUCAAUUAGGCACGUGCGACAACAUAAAUUGAGUUAUUACCCGUGAUGACGUGAGUGUCUAUCAUAUUUACAACUCCUCCCCAUCAAUUGGAAUCAAUGAAUAAUUUAUGCGACAACUGUUACAGACUAGACGUUUUCGAGAUCCCUGUUGCGUUGACUGAAUUCCAAAGAAUGUUCAAAAGCAUAAUUAGAUGAAUUUAUUAUUUAAAAGAAUUUUUGUUGAACUGUUUUGUUUCCAGUUUUCAAAACGAUGAAAAUUCAUCAGUCACUAUUGACAUGGCUAACCGCGUAGAUAACUCCGAAGGACAGCACCCAAAGUCGGAAUCGAAUCCACCGCUGCGAUUUGAAUCCUUCACCAAGGUGAUCUACGUGAUCGAGAAGAUCAGUGGAAUCGUACCCUACGAUGAGCUCCAGCAGCCAAAGCAUUUUUGCAGUUCUGUUUUCACCUGGCUUUACUUCUGGGCAACGUACAUUCACCUCGUGCUGUCCAUUCUGAUGCAGUUUGCUUUUUUCGUGGAAUCCGUUCAGAAGAAAGUUCCGAUGACCUAUCUGAUGGUGAUGGUCACGUGUAUGGGAUUCCUGCUGGUUUCGAUCGUUAAAAUGAGUGUGUAUAAAUUAUACGAAAAUCAGCUGAACGAGAUUUUGGACCAGCUCAAGUCGCUCUAUCCGGAUCACGUCGAUGCCAAAUCGGCUGAAAAGUGUCGAAAGCGGUUGUGGUUCCUGAAACUGUUCUCAGUGGGAUACUUUGUGGUGGUUGUAGUAUUUCAAGCAAUUCUCUAUGUAACUUCUAUUUGGAAGUACUUCUCCACUGGAUACUGGGAAAAGUUGCUACCAUACAACCUAUGGUACUGGUACGAUUGGCGCCAACCUGUAGUCUUCGAGCUGACCUUCCUGCAUCAACUGUGGGGUUCGACAACUUCCGUGUCCUGCGUCAUCCUGCUCGACUCCCUGUACUGCAUCAUAAUCCUCCUGAUCUCGAUGCAAUUCGAACUGCUUGGAAAGCGACUGCUAGCGAACGAAGGGAACGCCCAGGAGUUGAACAGUUGCAUCGAGCAGCACCUGCAGUUAGUCGAGCUGUGUGAGCGAUUCGAGCGGAUCUACUCGCCCUCGCUGCUGGUCACAUUUCUGGGAAGUUCGGCCAUCAUCUGCUUCUCGCUGUUUGUGACGUUGAUUGUGGAUGACGCUGCGGAAUCGAUUCGAUUCUCGAUUCUACUGUCGGUCUACGUGAUGAACAUCUACUUGCUUUGCUACUACGGAAGCGUGCUUAUGGAGAAGGUGACUUCAACAUAGAAUCUGUAUGAUUUUAUAGC